UAUGCGCACAUCAGUAUGCAGCAGCAGAAUCCGCCUUCUGUCAGUACUCCAGCAGCCGCAGUCGCAGCAGCAGCAGCCCUUUUACAUCUUCGGGCGAUCACCUGCUCAGCAACAACAACAGCAACAGCAACAUCAGCAACAACAGCAACAACUGCAGCAUCCACAGCAAUUCCAGCAACAGCAACAACCUCAACAACAGGGGAUUAUUUUUCAACCGCCAAAUCUACUUACCAGCACGCAGAUCAAGACUACUAUACCUUUUAACGGAGUUGAAUUUUACUCCUGGAGCUUCG
Closterium sp. NIES-67 is the source of this 293-nucleotide messenger RNA. The record is from the annotation of a GenBank genome assembly. NCBI's taxonomy places the organism in Eukaryota, Viridiplantae, Streptophyta, Zygnematophyceae, Desmidiales, Closteriaceae.